AUGAAAUGCUUAACUGAAUUUAUCCCAUGGAAGAAGGUGAUCGUUCGAGCAACUCACCUUCUAUUAGUCUUCGGUGUUGUUGCGUCACUUGUUUUCCAACCAUCUGAUCUCCGUACUGCUCUAUACGAAACAUCGAAAUAUUCUUAUUGUAUUGCUUAUGGUCUUCUUGUUUACGUUUCUCUCUUCUUCUAUUUUAUGACUUGUUAUACCGAUCCGGGCUAUGUACCAUAUAAACGUGUGCCCAACUGGACUGGGGGAAUGAAUUCAACAUCGGAUGACGAUGAUGAGGAAGAAGAUAUAAGUGAACAAAACACGAAAGUACCUCGAGAUAGUCAUCUACGUAAAUGUUUAUUGUGCAAUAUCGAGCAACCACUCCGCAGUCAUCAUUGUGAUUUUUGUAACCGAUGUGUGCUCAAAUAUGACCAUCACUGUCCAUAUCUUGAAACGUGUAUCGGCGAGCAUAACCAUCGUUACUUUUGGUAUUUUCUUCUAACAACAGAUAUCUUAAUCGUCUGGUCAAUAAUGUUAUGCAGUCGAUCAUUUGUUCCAUUCAGCGAUUGGUCAUCGUGGUUGCAUAUGAAUAAAUUUCGUUUAUUCUCUAUGCACGUUCUCAUAAUCUCACUCUGUGCGACAACAAUUCUGUUUUGUAUUCAUUCCUUUUUCGCUCUGACUAAUUCGACAACGUGGGAACGCGUAUCACGACAUCGAAUUACAUAUUUGAAUCGUUUGCCAGAUGAAGAUCUCAAUCCAUUUCAUCAAGGUUACUGUCAUAAUUUCUUCUAUACAUUUCUUUGCCAUCGGGUGAAAGAACAACAAUGGGAUAUUGUUUAUAAGAAGCGUGUUGAAGAACAUGUGACAUUGAAUAUGUAA
Adineta ricciae is the source of this 870-nucleotide messenger RNA. NCBI's taxonomy places the organism in Eukaryota, Metazoa, Rotifera, Eurotatoria, Adinetida, Adinetidae. The record is from the annotation of a GenBank genome assembly.